AUGACCUUUUUCGCAUUAUUGGAAAACAGUUAUUAUUAUUGGUACUGCAUUGAUCAGCCAGAAAGAAGUUUUAGUGAGUCUCCUGUUCAGAUCCAUGAUCAGGGCCAUGCUGAAAAAAGUUCUUUACAGUUUCACUCUACUGCUGAUUUUAAGGAAAAUGAAUUUUCCCGAAGAGCUCACCCUUCAACUGCUUCUGCAUUAUUUUCUCCUCCUUUGGUCCUGAGGAGUGUGUUUGGUCAUCUGAAAGUUGGAUCAUCAAUUGCUUUAUCGAAUAUGACUAAAAUUCAACGGAAUCACUCACAUAACUUUUACAUUGAAGAGGGUGCUUGUUUCAACUCUAAUGAACCUCAGGAUUGGUAUUUGAUAGAAGACUCAAACCAGGAGAGUCUUAGUAGCAUCUUUGGGAGAGAAUUUGGCUCUUAUACCUGCAAUCUUGCUGUUGACCCAUUUUGGCCACUUUGUAUGUAUGAGCUCCGAGGAAAAUGCAACAAUGAUGAAUGUCCUUGGCAACACGUGAAGGACUUCUCAAAUGGAAAAAUAUAUAAGCAUCAGCAUGGCGAUUCUGAUGGUGCUGAUGGUCAGGCUGGGUUAACAAUACAUCAACAGGAUUCUUUUGGUGCUUCCAAGUGUUGCGAUAAUUUGACUCCACCAAUAUAUAUAGUUGGUUUAGAUAUAUUGAAAGCUGAUUCACAAUAUGAGUCUGUUAUAGCUAGAAGACACGGACAAUGCUGGCAGAAAUGUUUCAGUAUUACCCUAGUGUUAUCAAAUAUGUUUCAGAAGGACUUACCUGCAGAAUUCUUGCAUUCCAGUGAUGGACGUAUUGAAGUGUGUGGGGGUUGGAAUAGACAAUUCUCUUAUUUUCAGAGUAGAGAUGGCGUAAUGAAGCAACUGAAACAAGCUAUGCCUAAUAAUGUCCAAUCUGUGGAAAUGGCUCUUCUUUUUCUCAAUCAAGAGGCUGGCAGAUUAGAGAGUAUAAGAAAGGCCCUCUAUGCGUUGUCACGAGCUCUUGAGGCAGAUCGAUCAUCUGAAAUUCUUUGGAUUGUUUAUCUGCUUAUAUAUCACAGCAAUGCAGUGCCAUAUGGGAAGGAAGACAUGUUCUUUCAUGCGGUCAAACACAAUGAAGGAUCUUAUGGACUUUGGCUUAUGUACAUCAACAGUAGGAUACAGCUUGAUGAUCGGUUGGAUGCGUAUGAUGCUGCUCUUUCAGCGCUCUGCCGCCAUGCAUCUGCCUCUGAUGGAGAUGAAAGGCAUGCUAGUGCAUGCAUCUUAGACCUAUUUUUGCAGAUGGUGGAGUGUUUGUGCAUGUCCGGGAAUAUUGAGAAGGCCAUCCAGAGAAUCUCUGGACUCUCCCUUGCUGAAACAAGUUCUAAAGAACCUCAUAGCCUGUUGCUCUCUGAUAUCCUCACAUGUUUGACCAUUUCUGACAAACUUAUAUUCUGGGUUUCUUGUGUGUAUUUAGUUAUUUACAGGAAACUGCCCGAUGCUGUUGUACAGCGGUUUGAAUGUGAGAAAGAACUCCUUGCAAUUGAAUGGCCUUCCAUUCACUUAGUAAAUGAUGAGAAGCAGAGGGCUGUGAAGCUGGCUGAAAUAGCAGUGGAUUCUGUUGAAGCUUAUUUCAAUAAUGAAUCACCUAAGAGUGAAGCCAAUCUCAGAUCAGGACAACUUUUUGCUGUUUGCCAUGUUAGGUGUAUGGUAGCGCUUGAUGACUUAGAAUGCAGUUGGAAUUUGCUGGACAAAUACAUUAAGUUAUACCCGUCUUGCUUAGAACUUGUUCUGACAUCAGUGCGCUUGCAGAAACGUGAUUUUGGUGAUUCAAGUUUUAUGGGUUUUGAGGGAGCUCUUAUGAAGUGGCCUAAAGAAGUCCCUGGAAUUCAGUGUAUAUGGAAUCAAUAUGCUGAGUAUGCCCUCCUGAAUGGAAGACCUGGCUUUGCAAAAGAACUUAUGGACCGUUGGUUUCACUCUGUUUGGAAGGUUCAAUACUCUGAAGUUGACAAUUUGGAUGCCAUGGAUAAUGAGAUCUCUCAUGGCUCGCCAGAAUCCACUUCAGCAUCAAAUCUAGACUUUUCAGUGUCUAGUAAAAACCAAAUGGAUGUAAUGUUUGGAUUGCUCAAUCUCUCUCUCCAUAGGUUAUUGCAGAACCAUUUCAAUGAUGCCUGGUUAGCUAUUGAUAGGGCAUUGAAGCUUGCAGCUCCUGAGAAUUUUAAUCAUUGUGUUAGAGAGCAUGCCAUGUUUUUGCUUACUGAUAAGUCAGGACCAAAAGGAGAUGCAGUUUGGCUGCUGAACCUUUUGAAGCGUUAUUUGGACACUGCCCGCUCUUUUCCUUGCCCCAAACCGUUGCCUAGACACUUUAUUAACAACAUUGAUAAGCCAAGAGUCCGGCAGCUAGUUACUAACCUGCUAAGUCCAAUUCCGACUGAUUCUUCUCUGGUGAAUUUGGUUCUUGAAGUGUGGUAUGGUCCAUCUCUUUUACCCCAAACGUUUUGUAAGCUAAAGGAUCUAGUUGACUUUGUUGAAGCCAUUAUGGAGAUUGUACCAUCCAACUACCCAUUGGCGUUUUCUGUUUGUAAGCUGCUCAGUGGAGGUGACAACCCUGGUGAUGUUACACCGGCCAGUGUUUUGUUCUGGGCCUCCUCAACAUUGGUCAGUGCGCUUUUUCAAGCCAUGCCCAUUGCUCCAGAGUAUGUAUGGGUAGAAGCUGCAUAUAUUUUGGGCAAUGUAAGCGGUAUUGAGGGCAUCUCUGAAAGGUUUUACAAGCGAGCUUUAUCUGUAUAUCCAUUCUCCAUCAAGUUGUGGAAAUGCUAUUAUAACCAAUCUAACACUAAAGGAGACAUGAACAACAUUGUUGAAGCAGCAAGAGCAAAGGGUAUAGAACUUUUUUGAAGUCUUUUAUUUAAUAUUGCACAAUUGUUAGAAACAGCAUUUACCGGGGGAACUUUUAGUUCAGAUCUGAUGAUUACUGGUUGGGGAGGCCAUAGAUGUAGAUGAUAGCAUGUUACGACACUGGAUGUAUGUAUUGCUGACAAGACACCCGUAGGGUGGAUACAAUUUUUGCUAUUAGUUGUGAAACUAGGAAAUAAAUGAAGAUAGUAGUAUAGUUUAAUAGGUUUUAGCGUUGAUCAGUUAGGUUACUGCUUUUGUGAAGGUUAGCUGAGGUUUACUCCCUCCCUCUUUUAGUCUGUUGUUUUUUUUGGUUCAGUUUGCUUCAUUUCUUUUGUAUUUUUCCCAGUUCCCCUUAUACUAAAGGAUAAGCUUAGUACUGUUUUCUCAUGUUUCGCGUAAUUGUAACUACCCAGAUACUUGUUCAUGUAGUUGAGAUGAAAAGAGUCGGAAAAUUUCGCUUCA
This is a messenger RNA of Pistacia vera, 3342 nucleotides long. RefSeq lists its product as uncharacterized. Lineage: Eukaryota; Viridiplantae; Streptophyta; Magnoliopsida; Sapindales; Anacardiaceae. The record is from RefSeq and is a predicted model, not a curated record. Bases 1 to 2880 code for a protein of 959 amino acids. Gene Ontology annotation, molecular function: protein binding. Gene Ontology annotation, cellular component: nucleus; exosome (RNase complex). The transcript is spliced from 6 exons.